GAAGAAUGCAUUGAGAUUGGUGUAAAUGGUAAUCACUGCUGGGAGGACGACGGGAAGGAAGAUGAUGAUGAUGAGUAUUUUGACAGUGGGGGAGGGGGAAAGCAGAUGAACUGUACGACAGUCAUCGUAGGCUCUUAAAGAGGGGUGCCUCCCAUAUACUUACUAAUAAUAAAUUAGCAAUUUUCUCGUCAGGCAAAAGAGAUUCCUUUGGAAAGCCCCGAGAGAGGGAGAGAGAGAGAGAGAGAAAGAGAGAGGGGCAGAGAGCAAUAUUGGUUUCUUUCUCGCUUUGGGUCCUGUGGUUCGGCUUUUGCUCAUUCUCUUUCUCUUUUCUUCAUUUUUUCUUCUGCUUCUUCCCACCCGCCUCUUUGCGCCGCUUGAAAGGGUUUCUUCGGCGGAUUUCUCUGAACAAGCAGUGCCUUUUCUUUCUUUCUGCUUCACCGCUUGGCAUUUCGGUUUCGGCUUCAAGCUUUCGGUGUUGAUAUGCGUAUUAGUGAAUUUUGGGGUGGCGAGAAGUUCUUGGGUUUUGAGGACAAGUUUUGAGUACGUAUUUGUUUCAGAGAUUUGGGAUUUGAGUUUUUGAUAGAGAUUUGGGUUUUUGGGGCCUCUCUUCUUUUGUGGGUUUAGCUUCAGGAAGAAGCAGGGAAAAAGAGAAAGACAGAACCGCCAUGGCAGGAGGUGGAGGAGCGGCGCCGCAGCCGAAGCAGGACGAGCUGCUGCCGCAUCCGGCCAAAGACCAGCUGCCCAACAUUUUUUACUGCAUCACGAGCCCCCCACCUUGGCCUGAGGCUAUUCUACUUGGGUUCCAGCACUACCUUGUGAUGCUAGGCACAACAGUUCUGAUUCCCUCUGCUCUUGUUCCCCAUAUGGGAGGGGGAAAUGAAGAGAAGGCAAAGGUGAUACAGACGUUACAGUUUGUGGCUGGUUUGAACACACUGACUCAGACGUUGUUUGGAACCCGAUUGCCUGCCGUGGUUGGAGGGUCUUACACCUUUGUGCCUACAACACUCUCAAUUGUCUUGGCGGGGCGAUACAAUGGCAUUUUGAAUCCAGUGGAGAAAUUUGAGAGGACAAUGCGAGGAAUCCAGGGAGCACUUAUCGUUGCAUCAACUCUUCAGAUUGUCAUUGGUUUUAGUGGCCUAUGGCGCAAUGUUGCUAGGUUCUUAAGUCCACUCUCUGCUGUUCCUUUGGUAGCUCUGACUGGCUUUGGACUCUAUGAAUUUGGUUUUCCUCUGCUUGCUAAGUGCGUAGAAGUUGGACUGCCGGAGCUUAUCUUUCUAGUAAUAUUUUCCCAGUAUAUACCUCAUUUAAUGAGUGGAGAGAGACAUAUCUUCGAUCGCUUUGCUGUUAUAUUCUCUGUUGUAAUUGUGUGGAUUUAUGCUCACCUGCUUACCGUGGGUGGUGCAUAUAAGAACAGUCCAACAAAUACUCAAUUAAGUUGCCGAACGGACCGUGCUGGAAUUAUAAGUGGUGCACCAUGGAUCAGAGUACCAUAUCCAUUUCAAUGGGGAGCUCCGACAUUUGAUGCUGGAGAAUCUUUUGCUAUGAUGAUGGCUUCAUUUGUUGCUCUUGUAGAGUCUACUGGUGCCUUUAUUGCUGUGUCAAGGUAUGCAAGUGCAACUCCUUUGCCACCUUCCAUUCUCAGCCGUGGUGUCGGUUGGCAGGGAGUGGGCAUUUUGUUCUCUGGAUUAUUUGGAACGGGGAAUGGAUCAUCCGUGUCUGUUGAAAAUGCUGGUUUGCUCGCACUGACACGUGUUGGCAGCCGGAGAGUCGUGCAGAUAUCUGCUGGGUUCAUGAUAUUUUUUUCUAUACUCGGGAAAUUUGGAGCCGUUUUUGCUUCAAUUCCAGCACCAAUUAUUGCUGCUUUAUACUGUCUUUUCUUUGCUUACGUUGGUGCUGGAGGCCUUAGUUUCCUACAGUUUUGCAAUCUAAACAGCUUCAGAACGAAGUUCAUCCUCGGGUUCUCCUUUUUCUUGGGCUUAUCAAUACCGCAGUAUUUCAACGAGUACACAGCCCGUAACGGUUACGGUCCUGUCCACACAGGAGCAAGAUGGUUCAACGACAUGAUCAACGUGCCCUUCUCGUCGGAGCCAUUCGUGGCUGGGUUGCUGGCUCUUUUCCUCGACGUCACCUUGCACUGGAGAGACAACGCGACUCGAAAGGACAGGGGCAUGAAUUGGUGGGACCGGUUCCGGUCAUUCAAUACCGACACGAGGAGCACGGAAUUCUAUUCCUUGCCCUUCAACCUCAACAAGUUCUUCCCAUCAGUGUGACUUCUUCUGGGUUGGAGAGAGAGAUCAAAGAUAGGUACCAAAUUGUGUGAAUUGCUCUAAGAACCCUCAUCUUUACAGUCCCCUUUUCUUUCUGUGGACAUGUAUCUAAGCAGUGUAGAUGCAUCUCCUCUUUGAAGCUAUUGGGUCCUCUAAGCUCUGCUCAAAGAUAGCAUGAGAUGCCAUCAUUUUGCAGUGAUUCAAUCCUAUAAUAUCCAUCGUGCUGCGUAGUUUUCUAUAUCAGCUAGAGUAUCUUAUGUUGUUUAUUCUUGGCUUUUGAAAGUUAAAAGCAACAUUCCUCCUGUAAAGGAAUUUGAGAAUCUUUCUUGGGGAUGUUGAACAAAGUUGAUAGACAUCAGCUGUUAUCUAAAUUUAAAAAGUUUAGAGGUUGGUGACAGUUUUAAGUCACUACUUUGUAAUCGGAGGGUCCCGAGUUUGAGUUAUGGAAAUACGAGCUCAGGAGUUUUUAGUUCU
Messenger RNA from Diospyros lotus (date-plum), 2741 nucleotides. RefSeq names its product nucleobase-ascorbate transporter 6-like. Bases 666 to 2270 code for a protein of 534 amino acids. Gene Ontology annotation, cellular component: membrane. Lineage: Eukaryota; Viridiplantae; Streptophyta; Magnoliopsida; Ericales; Ebenaceae. Gene Ontology annotation, molecular function: transmembrane transporter activity. Gene Ontology annotation, biological process: transmembrane transport. The transcript is spliced from 14 exons. The record is from RefSeq and is a predicted model, not a curated record.